This is a messenger RNA of Pan troglodytes (chimpanzee), 3413 nucleotides long. It is a transcript of the gene NCAPG, whose product is annotated as non-SMC condensin I complex subunit G. Gene Ontology annotation, cellular component: cytoplasm; condensin complex; condensed chromosome. The record is from RefSeq and is a predicted model, not a curated record. The coding region runs from base 277 to 3324 and encodes 1015 amino acids. Gene Ontology annotation, biological process: mitotic chromosome condensation. The transcript has 21 exons. Lineage: Eukaryota; Metazoa; Chordata; Mammalia; Primates; Hominidae.
GUGAAAACCGCUGGACAAGGUUGAACCUAGACGCAUGCGCCCAAAGCGCGGGGUGCGAGGUGGGUGGACCCAUCGCUUCCCGCUCUCUCCUCCCAAAGCGCUUACGGCAGUCUCGCGGGAUUUCCCCCUCUCGCGGGAAUUAUUUGAACGUUCGAGCGGUAAAUACUCCCUGGGGCUGUCAUAGAAGACUCCGCGGAGAGCGCUGCCUCUGGGUUGGCGGGCUGGCAGGCUGUAGCCGAGCGCGGGCAGGACUCGUCCCGGCAGGGUUCCAGAGCCAUGGGAGCGGAAAGGAGGCUGCUGUCGAUUAAGGAGGCCUUUCGGCUGGCGCAGCAGCCGCACCAGAACCAGGCGAAGCUGGUGGUGGCGCUGAGCCGCACCUACCGCACGAUGGAUGAUAAGACAGUUUUUCAUGAGGAGUUCAUUCAUUACCUUAAAUAUGUUAUGGUGGUCUAUAAACGUGAACCAGCUGUGGAGAGGGUAAUAGAAUUUGCAGCAAAGUUUGUUACCUCAUUUCACCAAUCAGAUAUGGAAGAUGAUGAGGAAGAGGAAGAUGGUGGCCUUUUAAAUUAUUUGUUUACUUUUCUCUUAAAGUCUCAUGAAGCAAACAGCAAUGCAGUGAGAUUUAGAGUGUGCCAGCUCAUAAACAAGCUUUUGGGAAGUAUGCCAGAAAAUGCUCAGAUUGAUGAUGAUGUGUUUGAUAAAAUUAAUAAAGCCAUGCUUAUUAGAUUGAAAGAUAAGAUUCCAAAUGUGAGAAUACAGGCAGUUCUGGCGCUUUCACGACUUCAGGAUCCCAAGGAUGAUGAAUGCCCAGUGGUUAAUGCAUAUGCUACUUUGAUUGAAAAUGAUUCAAAUCCAGAAGUUAGACGGGCAGUGUUAUCAUGUAUUGCACCAUCAGCAAAGACUUUGCCAAAAAUUGUAGGGCGCACCAAGGAUGUGAAAGAGGCUGUCAGAAAGCUGGCUUAUCAGGUUUUAGCUGAAAAGGUUCAUAUGAGAGCUAUGUCCAUUGCUCAGAGAGUAAUGCUCCUUCAACAAGGUCUUAAUGACAGAUCAGAUGCUGUGAAACAAGCUAUGCAGAAGCAUCUUCUUCAAGGCUGGUUACGGUUCUCUGAAGGAAAUAUCUUAGAGUUGCUCCAUCGGUUGGAUGUAGAAAAUUCUUCUGAAGUGGCAGUCUCUGUUCUCAAUGCCUUGUUUUCAAUAACUCCUCUCAGUGAACUGGUGGGACUCUGUAAAAACAAUGAUGGCAGGAAAUUGAUUCCAGUGGAAACAUUAACUCCUGAAAUUGCUUUGUACUGGUGUGCCCUUUGUGAAUAUUUGAAAUCAAAAGGAGAUGAAGGUGAAGAAUUUUUAGAGCAGAUUUUGCCAGAGCCUGUAGUAUAUGCAGACUAUUUAUUGAGUUAUAUCCAGAGCAUUCCAGUUGUUAAUGAAGAACACAGAGGUGAUUUUUCCUAUAUUGGAAAUUUGAUGACAAAAGAAUUCAUAGGUCAACAAUUGAUUCUAAUUAUUAAGUCUUUGGAUACCAGUGAAGAAGGAGGAAGAAAAAAACUGCUGGCUGUUUUACAGGAGAUUCUUAUUUUACCCACAAUCCCAAUAUCCCUGGUUUCUUUUCUUGUUGAAAGACUACUCCACAUCAUUAUAGAUGAUAAUAAGAGAACACAAAUUGUUACAGAAAUUAUCUCAGAGAUUCGGGCGCCCAUUGUUACUGUUGGUGUUAAUAACGAUCCAGCUGAUGUAAGAAAGAAAGAACUCAAGAUGGCUGAAAUAAAAGUUAAGCUUAUCGAAGCCAAAGAAGCUUUGGAAAAUUGCAUUACCUUACAGGAUUUUAAUCGGGCAUCAGAAUUAAAAGAAGAAAUAAAAGCAUUAGAAGAUGCCAGAAUAAACCUUUUGAAAGAGACAGAGCAACUUGAAAUUAAAGAAGUCCACAUAGAGAAGAAUGAUGCUGAAACAUUGCAGAAAUGUCUUAUUUUAUGCUAUGAACUGUUGAAGCAGAUGUCCAUUUCAACAGGCUUAAGUGCAACCAUGAAUGGAAUCAUCGAAUCUUUGAUUCUUCCUGGAAUAAUAAGUAUUCAUCCUGUUGUAAGAAACCUGGCUGUUUUAUGCUUGGGAUGCUGUGGACUACAGAAUCAGGAUUUUGCAAGGAAACACUUCGUAUUACUAUUGCAGGUUUUGCAAAUUGAUGAUGUCACAAUAAAAAUAAGUGCUUUAAAGGCAAUCUUUGACCAACUGAUGACAUUCGGGAUUGAACCAUUUAAAACUAAAAAAAUCAAAACACUUCAUUGUGAAGGUACAGAAAUAAACAGUGAUGAUGAGCAAGAAUCAAAAGAAGUUGAAGAGACUGCUACAGCUAAGAAUGUUCUGAAACUCCUUUCUGAUUUCUUAGAUAGUGAGGUAUCUGAACUUAGGACUGGAGCUGCAGAAGGACUAGCCAAGCUGAUGUUCUCUGGGCUUUUGGUCAGCAGCAGGAUUCUUUCUCGUCUUAUUUUGUUAUGGUACAAUCCUGUGACUGAAGAGGAUGUUCGACUUCGACAUUGCCUAGGCGUGUUCUUCCCCGUGUUUGCUUAUGCAAGCAGGACUAAUCAGGAAUGCUUUGAAGAAGCUUUUCUUCCAACCCUGCAAACACUGGCCAAUGCCCCUGCAUCUUCUCCUUUAGCUGAAAUUGAUAUCACAAAUGUUGCUGAGUUACUUGUAGAUUUGACAAGACCAAGUGGAUUAAAUCCUCAGGCCAAGACUUCCCAAGAUUAUCAGGCCUUAACAGUACAUGACAAUUUGGCUAUGAAAAUUUGCAAUGAGAUCUUAACAAGUCCGUGCUCGCCAGAAAUUCGAGUCUAUACAAAAGCCUUGAGUUCUUUAGAACUCAGUAGCCAUCUUGCAAAAGAUCUUCUGGUUCUAUUGAAUGAGAUUCUGGAGCAAGUAAAAGAUAGGACAUGUCUGAGAGCUUUGGAGAAAAUCAAGAUUCAGUUAGAAAAAGGAAAUAAAGAAUUUGGUGACCAAGCUGAAGCAGCACAGGAUGCCACCUUGACUACAACUACUUUCCAAAAUGAAGAUGAAAAGAAUAAAGAAGUAUAUAUGACUCCACUCAGGGGUGUAAAAGCAACCCAAGCAUCAAAGUCUACUCAGCUAAAGACUAACAGAGGACAGAGAAAAGUGACAGUUUCAGCUAGGACGAACAGGAGGUGUCAGACUGCUGAAGCCGACUCUGAAAGUGAUCAUGAAGUUCCAGAACCAGAAUCAGAAAUGAAGAUGAGACUACCAAGACGAGCCAAAACCGCAGCACUAGAAAAAAGUAAACUUAACCUUGCCCAAUUUCUCAAUGAAGAUCUAAGUUAGGAAAGACGAUGGAGGUGGAAUCCUUUAAGAUUAUGUCCAGUUAUUUGCUUUAAUAAAGAAGAAGUUACCCUUGUCAAAAUCAGAACAAA